This is a messenger RNA of Eutrema salsugineum, 1146 nucleotides long. RefSeq names its product B3 domain-containing protein REM16. The record is from RefSeq and is a predicted model, not a curated record. The coding region runs from base 32 to 1075 and encodes 347 amino acids. The transcript has 4 exons. NCBI's taxonomy places the organism in Eukaryota, Viridiplantae, Streptophyta, Magnoliopsida, Brassicales, Brassicaceae. Gene Ontology annotation, molecular function: DNA binding.
CAUUGUAUCGGUGGGAAGAGAGAAGAAGAAGAUGAUCAUGGAAGGAAAUUGCAGGAAUUGCAUGAGACGGGAAGAAGAAAUUUACUGGAAUCAAUUCCAAACCCACCAUUUUUCUCACCUCCUCCUUCCUGAUUUCCAUAGUCGUCUUGCCAUUCCUCAAAACUUUCCCACGAUUCCACACGAAGAGAAUACCAAAGGCACUGCGACCACUUCAACAUCUCCUAAGCGAGACAUUAACAACCCUGAUGAUGUUGAAACGACACUGAACCAGCAACUUGUAAUAUUUCCAGUUGGUGAUUAUGAGCUUGAUGCUACUCUGAACCAGCCACCUGUAAUAUCUCCAGUGUGUAAUGAGCUUGAUGCUACGGUACUGAACCAGCCACACGUAAUGCCUCCAUUUGGUAAUGAGCUAGAAGACCUCAUUGACAUUGAUAUCGAUUUCGAUAUUGAUACAAUGCUAGCUCCGAGUCUUCUAGUAUCUCAGGCUGGUUUUGAGCAAGACGAACGUAUUAACUCUGACAUAAUAACAGAAGCUGGCCAGCUUCCUGUAACAUCUCCAACUAGUGGAGGGAAGUAUCCCCUUAGCGUUUCUAAGAAGAAGCGAGGAGAAAUAAGUAACAACAAUCUUGAUCCUAAAGCUGCUAGUAGCAGAACGAGUGUAAGUGAGACUUGCAAAAGGAAAGCCUUAUCUCUGGCUAAAAGCGCCGUUUCGGCGAAUGGUUUCUUGGUGGCCAUGAAACGGUCUCAUGUGCUAACAAAGUGUUUCCUGACAAUCCCAAUUAAAUGGAGUGCCAAGAACAUGUCUCAUGAACCUCAGGAAGUAGUGAUGCAGAUGAAUCAAAGAAAAUGGCACAUGAAGUUUAGUUCUUACAGAUCUCCUGAUCGUGGAGGGAUUACCACAGGGUGGAAGAAGUUUGUAAGAGACAACCACUUGUGCUUGGGUGAUGUCUGUGUGUUUGAGCCAGCCAAGCCCGAGACCAAACCGCUUCAUAUUUAUGUCUAUAUUUUUCGUGCUGCAGAAACCGAAAGUAGCAGCAACAAUGGAUGUUGCUCGUGCUGCAGAAACCGAAAGUAGCAGCAACAAUGGAUGUUGCUUGAUUCGGUUGUAAGAUUAGUAUGCCUAUUAGAUGAAAAGUUGUAUAUGGU